Molecule: messenger RNA, 1122 nt
Organism: Alternaria burnsii
Lineage: Eukaryota; Fungi; Ascomycota; Dothideomycetes; Pleosporales; Pleosporaceae
Exons: 4
Coding region: 1-1122 (373 amino acids)
Molecular function (GO): chitin binding
Source: RefSeq, a predicted model, not a curated record
AUGGAGCCCAUCAUGCCCUCCCUCAUCACUCUCUUCUGUCUUGUUUCGGUUUUCUUCGUCCCCGUCGUCUCUGGCCACAACAUCGUAAAGUUCAUAAACCACUGCCCCUACCCCCUCUUCUUCUGGCAAGUCGGCCCCCAAGACUCCGGUAUCGAUGGCAGCAACGCCUACCGAGAAAUGGUUCCUGGCGGUGGUGGCUCGGUAAUCCACGAGAUGCGAAAUACUGAAGCGCUAGGUGGGGGGUUGAGCCUCAAAAUACGGGAUCUGGAUCACUAUGCGGUGGCACCGGCGGGUAUUAUCCAAGUUGAGUACCAUUUGGAGCCGAGCAAGGGAUUCAUGUGGUAUGAUCUCAGUGCUGUGGAUUGUGACCUGAACGCUGGGCCUGAGAAUGCGACGUAUUGCCCGCUUAUUGAAGGUGGCAUCAAGCUUUACGUUCCUGACGCGUACCUACAUACUCCAGAAGGGCCGCAAGGCGAAUGUCCGACAGGGAGUUGUAACAGCACCGGAUGUACCGACGCUUAUGAAAGGGAAGGUGGAUAUGCUGGUGAGCCAAGUUGGGUGUGCAAGGCUGGUGCUGAUCUCUUCCUUGAGACAUGCAUCGAGAAAGCUGGCGAGAGGACCUUCUUCGGAAAGGACCCAAGUGCUUCCCUACCGGUCCACCAAGCCAUCCCAGAUCCCUUCGCCCAACCUGCUCCGCCGCCUCCAACUGUUCCCUAUAAAGAGCUCAAGAUCUCGCCCAAUGGUGAAUGCGGACCUAUCGAAGGUUACACUUGCACCGGCUCUCAACACGGCGUCUGCUGCAGCCAGUACGGGUACUGUGGCAACAGACCCGAAUACUGCUAUGCAGGAUGUCAAACCGGCUUCGGAUACUGCCUCGGAGAAAACGAGGCACAUCCCCAAGUUGCGGGUCCCGAGCCUUUUGUGCUGUCCAUCGUUAGUACUGCUACUGAUAUCAGUGUCGCUACGCGGACUACAACAGCGAGUACGUUUUUGACGGAGACGGAGACAGAGACCGUUGCUGCUGCUGCUGCGUUCACUUCUCUUCCUGUGUCGGCAAGAUUGUCUCAAAAGAUGUUCAAAAGAUAUCUGAGGAGAAAUGCAGCGGCAUAUGCGAAUAUGUGA